UUUUGGUGGGCAUGUUUAAUCCCUGAAUGCAAUCAUUAAGCCUAAAAGAUGGAAGCCAUAUUCAUUUUUGGAUGACUUGCUUCUUAUGAACAAAAUUAUCCAUCAUCAAGUGCUAUUUCAGUGGAAAUUGUAUGGAAAGUGGAAACAUAUUUCAGGUAAAGUUGAGCAGUUCCUGAAACGGAGAACCAGGUUCCAAAUAAUAAUUGGCAUUGCAAGAGGAUUGCAGUACUUACAUGAGGAUUCACACUUACGAAUUGUUCACAGAGACAUCAAAGCUAGCAACAUUCUUCUUGAUGACAAAUUUCAACCAAGGAUUGGAGAUUUCAGGUUGGCUCGGUUCUUUCCUGAAGACCAAGCUUAUCUUAGCACUGCACCUGAAUAUGCUAUUAGGGGAGAAUUGUCUGAAAAGGCAGACAUCUAUAGUUUUGGAGUUCUUGUGCUUGAAAUCAUUAGUUGCAGGAAAAACACUGACCUUACUUUACAAUCGGAAAUGCAGUACCUCCCUGAAUACAUAAGCGUUCGCAUUUUCAUAAUUCAUAUUUACUCAUUGGUUAUAGAUUUUCUUCACCUAAUAUAAGACUUGGCUACUCAUUCAUAUAUUCUUAACAGGCUUGGAAGCUAUAUGAGAGGUCAACGGUGCUAGAUCUAGUUGAUCCAAAAAUGCGAGAAGAUGGGUUUGAGGAGGAGAAUGUUUUGAAAGCAAUCCAUGUAGCCUUCUUAUGCCUUCAGCCACAUGCAAAUCUCAGACCCCCCAUGUCGGAGAUCGUAGCCAUGUUGACAUGCAAAGUUGAAUUGGAUAAAACACCAAUGAGACCUCCCUUCGUUGACCGAAGACGAAAGAUCAACGAGAAGAACCAUUCAUGGGACACUAUAUCUGAUGCUUUCCCUUCUCAAUUGAAUAGUGUGUCCCCAUCAUUACCCAAAACACCUUACUAAGGGAAAUUUCGUGCUGCCAUUGUUUAGAGGAGAACAGGAAGAAGAAUCUAAUGCAGUGUUUCAAUUCAUUUUUGAGAAAAAGGCAACAUGCUUUUUCUCACACUUUCUGCUUUUAUUUUAUAGCUCUUACCCCCUUAAUGUUUUUUCAGAUAUAUAUACUUGAAGAGGAGUUAUAAGGUAGCAAGUCCUUUCAGUAAUUGCAGUAUUGCACAAAUGAGUUUGUGCGGUUGUUAUAUGUUGACGAAAGGAAGAAGGUGGACUCCAUCUUUGUAAAGUUCUCAGUGAACUUUAUGAUUUGCUAUAUGUGAUGAACGAUUGU
Molecule: messenger RNA, 1255 nt
Organism: Quercus lobata
Lineage: Eukaryota; Viridiplantae; Streptophyta; Magnoliopsida; Fagales; Fagaceae
Product: cysteine-rich receptor-like protein kinase 3
Exons: 2
Coding region: 86-577 (163 amino acids)
Biological process (GO): protein phosphorylation
Molecular function (GO): ATP binding; protein tyrosine kinase activity
Source: RefSeq, a predicted model, not a curated record